UUUUUUUUUUUUUUUAUUUUCUAUUUGCGGAAAUGUCAAACGAUGAAGUUAUAGCUUUGAAGCAGCAUUGUUUAGCCCUAGAGUUAAGGAGUGACCCUAUUAAAGGAAGAGGAGUGUUUACAAGGGAAAGACUAGUCCGAAAUACGCUUGUAGAGAUUUCACCUAUAUUGUUGUUUAAUGAAGAAGAAUACGCAAGUCAUGGGAAAUACACUGUACUGGAUCAAUACACGUAUUGCUGGCAAGGUGGAUUUGCACUUGCGCUUGGAUUAGGCUCUAUGUUUAACCAUGAUAGCUCACCGAAUGUUGGUUUUAUUCGAGAUAUUCCUAAUAAAUUAAUCAGAUACGUUACUUUAAGGGACAUUGAGAAAGAGGAGGAGUUAUGUAUAUCCUAUGGCAAUCAUUUGUGGUUCGAGGAUGAUUCCAAUGAUCAAACACAAGUCUCUUCUGAUGAAGAUGAACCUUUUCCCUUUGCUGCCGAUGAUGAUUAACUCCUUAACUAAAUAAUAAUUUCUCCCUAAUAUUAAUCAUCAUCAUAAUAAAAUAAACAGACACACACACACACACACACACAUACACACACACAAACUUUAUUUUUUUUUCCCUCUGUGUGGGUGUUAUGCAUCAAAAUCAUCAUGUGAUGGAUUAAAGUUG
Messenger RNA from Mucor mucedo, 651 nucleotides. RefSeq lists its product as uncharacterized. The record is from RefSeq and is a predicted model, not a curated record. Bases 33 to 488 code for a protein of 151 amino acids. Gene Ontology annotation, molecular function: histone H3K37 methyltransferase activity; protein binding. The transcript has a single exon. NCBI's taxonomy places the organism in Eukaryota, Fungi, Mucoromycota, Mucoromycetes, Mucorales, Mucoraceae.